GCAUUCUCUGAGUACAAUUCGCCCGAUAUUUUGUAGCAUAGCGAGUUAAUAAUUUUAUACAUUAUUUUUUACCCACUAGUCAAACCAAAAUUCAUAAACAAAGCAUCAAGUAACAAAAAACAAGUAAAACAUUAAAUUUUAAACAUUUUAUUAUACACAAGCUACCAAUGUGGAUGUAAGUAUUCGCUGUGCAAAGGAAGGUUCAAACAAACUUUGUGGAUUGGCUACUGCUUUGAUUGCCCAUGGCCGGUGGAGUUACGAUUAUUAAUAAAUGAAUAAUAAAUUACAGUAAUCGGUGAUUUGGUAUUAGUCAUAAACAUACUUCUACGCUAUAUACGAACACGCUUUUCAGCGGAAACAUUUGCAGCAACUUAACCAGUAUUUAACAAUAAAACGUUCCAAUAAUUACUUUACAAGGAAAUAAGUGAAAGGUAAAAUGUCCCAUGAUGCAGUGAAUAUAGAAGGUAUUAAGCGAGAACCAGUUUUAAUGCACAAGCAUGCUAAAUUCUGUAUAAGAUUUCUCAAUUUGCUACCUGCACGCCUUGCUUCCCAUGACUCCACUAGAGGUGCCAUAGCAUUUUUUGCAGUUUGUGGUCUGGAUGUGCUAAAAUCGCUGUCUCUACUUUCAAAUCAAAUGCAAAAGGAUGUUAUUGAAUGGAUUUAUGGUGGACUUGUGACUUCACUUGAAGACGGGCAACAAAGUUGUUGUGGAUUUCAGGGCUCACGAUGCGUAAAUAUCAUUUCGAAUGAUGAGCAAUUACAAGCGAAUGCCAAAUGUUAUCAGUGGGGUCAUCUUGCGAUGACAUAUACCGGCAUAGGUCUAUUAGCGACACUUGGCGAUGAUUUAAGUCGCUUGGAUCGGAAAAGUAUUGUCGAUGGUGUUGCUGCGGUACAACGUCCUGAUGGCAGUUUCAGUGCCAGCAUUGAUGGUAGCGAGAAUGAUAUGCGUUUCGUGUUUUGUGCAGCUGCAAUUUGUCACAUGCUAGACUAUUGGGGCAACGUUGAUAAGGAAAAAAUGUAUCAGUUCAUAAUUAGUUGCAUACGUUAUGAUAACGGCUUCAGUCAGUAUUUGGAGGGUGAAGCACAUGGAGGUACUUCGUUCUGCGCAUUAGCAGCUCUUGAAUUGAGCGGCCAACUGCAUCGCUUGGACGAAGAUACAAAAGAAAAUAUCAAACGUUGGCUAAUUUUCAGACAGGUAAAUGGUUUUCAAGGUCGCCCAAAUAAAAUGGUAGACACAUGUUAUUCUUUUUGGAUUGGAGCAGCGCUACGCAUAUUAGGUGCCUUUGAGCUAACAGAUUAUGAAGAAAAUCGUGCAUACCUUAUGGAAACACAAGACAACAUUGUUGGUGGUUUUUCCAAAUGGCCACAGUCUACAACAGAUCCGUUCCACACAUAUUUAGGUCUAUGCGGUUUGUCAUUUAUGAAUGAACCGGGUUUGGCCGAGGUAAAGCCCAGUUUGAAUAUGUCGAUGCGUGCCUACAAUCAUCUUAAACACUUACAUGCUCAAUGGCAAGCUGAAAGUACAGAUGACAAGUUUGCCACUAAGGAAACGCCAGCAUCAAAGCUUAAUAGUGAUGAUAAAUCAACGUCCGAUACCUCGCCGCUUAUAAAAGCACAAUAAGUAGCAUUUGUUUUACUCAUAUGAUAUAUAUUAAGCUAGUUUGAUUUUGUUGAAAGAGGGAAAGGAAGUGAAUGGAUAUGUAUUUGAUUUAGCUUUAUGCGUUUUUCACUUCUUUAGGCAAAUCCAUUGUAAUUUCUCGUUUAUUAAAUUUUAUAUUAUUAUUUUAUUUCAUUUUUUUUUUUUUUUUUUUUUUCAAAAAAAUCAAAUCAUAAUUAUUUUUGCACUAUGAAUUUUUUUAUUUACUCUAAAGCUUCCGCAAUCCGUUAAGUCAAAUACUCCGGUCACGGUAUGAGCAACGAGUAACUAUUGUGAAUUAUGACAUAAGCACAACUAUUUUUUAAAAGUAUUUAAUUAUAUUGAUUGAUAUUGUAAAUAAAAUUCAACAACUAAA
Ceratitis capitata (Mediterranean fruit fly) is the source of this 2012-nucleotide messenger RNA. It is a transcript of the gene betaggt-I, whose product is annotated as geranylgeranyl transferase type-1 subunit beta. Lineage: Eukaryota; Metazoa; Arthropoda; Insecta; Diptera; Tephritidae. Gene Ontology annotation, cellular component: CAAX-protein geranylgeranyltransferase complex. Bases 437 to 1621 code for a protein of 394 amino acids. The transcript is spliced from 6 exons. Gene Ontology annotation, molecular function: CAAX-protein geranylgeranyltransferase activity. The record is from RefSeq and is a predicted model, not a curated record. Gene Ontology annotation, biological process: protein geranylgeranylation.